Molecule: messenger RNA, 1050 nt
Organism: Meloidogyne enterolobii
Lineage: Eukaryota; Metazoa; Nematoda; Chromadorea; Rhabditida; Meloidogynidae
Source: the annotation of a GenBank genome assembly
CAAAUUAUUAAUUGUCUGAAAAUGUCUUCAUUGCCUCAUAUUGAGACUUUUACCCAAUGGGUUACGCUGGGUUGCGGUGUAAAGGUUCGGUUUACAAAAAUGGAAUUUAAUUGGGAUGAUUUUGACGCUGAAGGGAAUUUUGACGCAAGUCAAGAUCAGACAAUAUUUUUAUGCAUUCCAGGAAAUCCAGGAAAUGACCAAUUCUACCAAGUGUUUGGGGGUUUUUUGUUGCAAGCUUUUGCUUUGGGAUCAGCUUACAAGCAUAUCAAAUUUUUUUCUAUUGCUCAUGCUAAUCAUGUUCCUUUGCCGCCAGGAAUUAGUGAAAAUGACCCGCAAUGUAAUAGACGAUACAAUUUGGACGAACAAAUUCUUAUAAAAAUGAGAUUUAUUGACGAAUAUUUACAUACAAUUAUAGGCCCGAAAAAAGCAAGAAUUUUUCUUAUUGGACAUUCCAUUGGUGCUUAUAUUGCUUUGAAACUUCUCCCAAAACUUUUAAACGAUGGAUGGGAUUGUGUUGUCUGUUAUUGUCUUUUUCCUACGGUUGAGGAUAUGGCAUUGACACCGAAUGGGAUUCGUAUGGGCCCUAUUGUUAAAUUUAUCAAUCGUUUAGACUCAAUUUUUAAAUGGAUUUUUUCUUUAAUUAAUUGGUUUAUCCCUCAAAGUUUUAAAAGAUGGGUUGUAAGGAAAAACUUUGGCGAACUUAUGGCUAAUAGCAAUGUUGAAGCAGGUGUUGAAUUAAUCAAUCCUCUUGUUGUUCGGAAUAUUGUACACAUGGUUUUUCAUGAACUCGAACAAGUACGCAAUUUCGACGACUCGCUCCUCGCUGAACCUCAAAAACAUUAUGUUAUGUUUUUCUAUGGGCAAGAGGAUGGUUGGGUUCCGGUGGAAUUUGCAGCUAGAAUGAAGAUGCGUGCACCAAGAGGAACUCUCCAAGUUUUAAUUGACCAAAGGAGUGAAAUUGACCAUGCUUUUGUUUUGAAAAAUUCGCGUCAAAUGGCUGAACGAUUAAAUCGACUUAUCAUGACGAAACUUGGAAUUUUCACUUUCUAA